Messenger RNA from Triticum aestivum (bread wheat), 1127 nucleotides. RefSeq lists its product as uncharacterized. The record is from RefSeq and is a predicted model, not a curated record. Bases 36 to 959 code for a protein of 307 amino acids. The transcript has 4 exons. Lineage: Eukaryota; Viridiplantae; Streptophyta; Magnoliopsida; Poales; Poaceae.
CCAACUCCGCGCGUCUGCUCGACCGAUCCACCGCGAUGUCUAGCUCCGACGUCAGUGCCAUGCCCGCAGCCAACCACGAGGGGCACAGCCUGGCGGGCCCCGCCCCGCCCCCUGCGCCGGUGGUUCACAAGCGCAAGCCCGGGAGACCCCAGGAGAAAAGCCCGCCCCCAGCGGCCACCAGAGAGGAGCUGGAAUCCAAGGAGUCCCGGGAAGGUCCCUUGAAGGUGCUUGCGCUCCCGGCGCCAGGGGCCCGGCGUGCUUAUGUUGUCUCAGAUGACAAGAUGGUGAGCCGCGCUCGCGCCCCCACACGGCGUGCAAGCGCGGUAUCCGACGACAAGAUGAUGGACAGGAACGAGAUAACGCCGGUGGUUCGCAGGCGCAAGCCCGGGAGACCCCAGGAGAAAAGCCCGCCCCCAGCGGCCACCAGAGAGGAGCUGGAAUCCCGGGAGUCCCGGGAAGGCCCCUUGAAGGUGCUUUCACUCCCGGCGCCAGGGGCCCCGCGUACUCACGCUGUCUCCGGCGACAAGAUGAUGAGACGCGCUCGCGCCCCCACCCGGCAUGCAAACACUGUCUCCGACGACAAGAUGGUGAGCCGCGCUCGCGCCCCCACCCUGCAUGCAAACCAUGUCUCCGAUGACAAGAUGAUGGACAAGAACGAGAUGGCGCCGGUCCAGGGGGUGCCGCGCAUGCGAGGGAGCAUCGCGUCGUCAAGUGCGGUUGGUGGGGUCGAGAGUGAAGGACUGGGGAGCUUGGAAGCAGGGGAAAUGGCACCUCGAGGGGUUCAGGUCUCCAUGAUCAAUAACCACAAUUUUGAUCUGAUGAGCUGCCGACUGAGCAUGAGUAGCUCAAGAAGGAGUAGUCACCCGUGGAGCAAGAGUAGCCGCCUAUGGCACAACAUGAGCUUUAAUAUUCACAAUGGUUGGAGGCUACUCAAAUCCCGCUUGUGUGAGCAAAAAUAACUCUUGGCCCAAAGUAUAGCCCUGUCAGAAAUUAUCGAAACAAUAUCCUUAUCCCAAGGACGAUUGUAAAGCUUAUGUGGAACUUUUCAAUUUCUUGCUUCCUAUUUUUUGGUGAUUGACUGACGCUAUUGCUAAACUUGAGGGAAGGACUUGGUAUACUGCCUCAUG